AUGGAGAGAUAUGCUUUUGUAUGUUAUGGUUUGGCUUUUGAUCCUUCCAAAUCACCUCAUUACAAGGUGGUCUGCGUGACUAACUCAUGUUUCGCCUAUUCUGAAUUUGUGGAACGUGAAGGCGAGCACCACAAAAUAGAUAUAUAUUCAUCUGAGACUGGAACCUGGAAGCAUCUAAAUGUUCCAUAUUUCCCGAGCCCCUAUGACAGUCAUAGGCCCUAUGAUCGCAAGCAGAUGGCCAUGCACUUUGACCAUAGGAACAGGGAAGGGGCCGUAUACUGCAACGACGCAGUUCAUUGGAUAAGAGCCAGUGUAUCAAGCUUGGCGAUGACACGCGCAACUGAAAGUGGUAGGAUGGAAUUCACAAGAAACGAAACUGAUGUGCUGCACUACUUUGAUUUAGGCCAAGAACGUUUGUUGCUAGCGUCCUCUAACCCUCAUGUUCCCUUGUUUGAUGUUAUGGAGAUGGAAAGGGACUACUCUGGCUGGUUUGUCAAGUAUCAUGUUGAUCUUAAUCCAGUAUCCACAGCUCUUCCUCGUUCAAAUGCUUUGCUUAUCUUGUACCUCUCUCAAGAGCAAGAAAAGGAUGCAAAAGAGGAGGAUUUUUCAUGUAUCCUUUGGUUGCAUAUGCCUGGAAAGGUCAUGUCUUAUAACCUCAAGAAUAACAACUUCGAGACUUCUGUGGAGUUGGCCGAUGAGGAAAAUCUUCAUGCUUUAAAUGAAAAAUUCUCUAGGCAUUAG
Messenger RNA from Fragaria vesca subsp. vesca, 741 nucleotides. Its product is annotated as F-box protein At5g07610-like. The record is from RefSeq and is a predicted model, not a curated record. Bases 1 to 741 code for a protein of 246 amino acids. NCBI's taxonomy places the organism in Eukaryota, Viridiplantae, Streptophyta, Magnoliopsida, Rosales, Rosaceae. The transcript is spliced from 2 exons.